GCUCUUUUAAUUUGAUGCACGCUCACUGCUCGUUACUUUGGGAGCCAUAUUUAAAAGCUACAUCAAUAACCCGCACCAAAAGCAGAAUCUGAAUGCCUUCCGUUACCUCAGGCAUUCCAAUCCCCGAGCACUUGUGGCCUAGAUGGACAACACAGGAGCUAGAGAGUCAAUUGUCUGACUUGGCAGCGCUUGCGGCGAAUGAAAAUGAACGACAGAGAUUUUCGGAACGGUCCGCGUUAAUCAAUGAGAUUGUUGCGAAGCUUGAAAGCACUUACACAGAGCCAUCUGUGCGAUUUCAGUGCUUGCGGGUGCUGGGCAACGUAUGCGCUGACAAUAACUUGAAUCGAAAUCUUGUGAUGAGCGUGCCGGGGUUUGUCGAUGCUCUUGAUAGUUGCUGGUCUGGUCCAGAUGAGAAGCUGCGCAAUACAGCAAUUAUAGUCGCGUUUAAUUUCUGCAACGACUACGAUGUGGCACAAAGUUUCCUGGUGAAGGCGAGGAAUGACGUGUUGGGCCUGCUUGUGUCAAUGCUGGCCAAUAUACAUGACGAGGCUACUGCUGCAUACGUGCUUCGUCUUAUGGAGUUCCUGAUCCUGAACGAGGCAUUCACAGAGAAUAAGCUGCGGCCAGACGCACUUCCAGUCAUUCUCCGCGCCAUUCCAGCGAGCGAGGUUGCAGAUAAUAUCAUCUUGAUUUCGACGCUGUUAACCUUCGAGUCGUUUCGUUUGCAGACAUUGAAAAACAACUAUGCGGACUUGAUACUGUUAUGCGAGAAAUAUGAACUUCUUAUUGACACAGAGGACGUCGAUGCUUUAAAGGUUAUACUCGGAGACUUCAGUAAUAUUUCUGGCAUGGAUGUUUUCUCUGCCGAGUCAAUACCUGAGAGUUUGGUUGAACUGUGGGAGAGGUGGAUCAGUUUAUAUGAUAACCGCGCUCAAACUUCAUAUCUUCGUGUGGCCGGAUUAACAUUCAUCGGCAACUUGUGCACCAAUGAAACUGCAUGUGUAUAUAUGGUAAACUCCAGAAACACUCAUAUCAGCGCGAUAUCGAUAAUUAAAAACUCCAAUUCGACCGCAAAUGAGAUGUACUCAGCUGCAGGCUUGCUCAAAAAUCUAGCCAUCAGUGAUAAAAAUAAGAGAACACUAGUACAGAGCGAUGUGUUCUCUGCGAUCGGGAGGCUGCUGGAAUGCGACGAAUCCCCGCAGGUUAUCUUUUCCGCCCUGGGUUUAUUACGCGUGGUCUUGAGCAAUUCAUACGAGAAUGCUCAUGAUUUCGUCUCAACCGACUACAAGAACGUCUUUUUGACGAAGGCUGUGCAAUUACACUCGCAGCACUCAGAGAAAUCUAUCCGGUUGGAGACGUCAAGACUUUUCUGCACGCUUAUAAGAUCAUUAUCGCUGAAGUCAGAUCAGGAUCUUGAUUUGGUGACGACAAUAGCGCCAGAAAACACAGAGACAAAACUGACGACAGUUCUCUCGAUGAUCCUAAGCCUACUGAACGAGGAGCAGCACCGUCGGAUUUUAUCCUCCGAGGCUCUAUUCUCGCUAGCGCUAGUUGCCCGAGAUUCAAAAGCGGCAGCUGCAGUUGCAGAGAUACUAGAUAACUCCAGCGAUUUGUCGGGGAAAGUCCGCGAGAUUUUUACAAGCACCGAGUUUGAUGAUAAGGUGAAGGAUAACGCGAAAACGCUAAUGCUUGUCGUGGGACAAGCUGCUACGGAGGGUGGUAAUGCCUAUAAAAUAUAUAAAGAGCUUGCGCGGGAUGUCUAGUGAACAUGUUUGGGUAUCAAUUGAUGGAUUUAUAGAUUGUACAAAUAAAAAAGACUCAACAGGG
Molecule: messenger RNA, 1827 nt
Organism: Myxozyma melibiosi
Lineage: Eukaryota; Fungi; Ascomycota; Lipomycetes; Lipomycetales; Lipomycetaceae
Product: armadillo-type protein
Exons: 8
Coding region: 93-1763 (556 amino acids)
Biological process (GO): positive regulation of GTPase activity
Cellular component (GO): cytosol
Molecular function (GO): protein binding; guanyl-nucleotide exchange factor activity
Source: RefSeq, a predicted model, not a curated record